UAUAGCCACUAGCCAGCCACUGAUCGAAGUAGAGAAAAAGAAACGUUUAGCUUUACUCUUCCUCUGAGAGCCUCAGUCCAAACGGAAAGAGAUUCCCCACCAACUCUCACUCUGUCGGCUGCUUUCUUUAAGAGCAUCUCUCUUUGGCCCCAUUUGUAGAUUUGCUGGGCUAGGGUUUUAAAAGACGGCAACCGUUCGAUUGCUUCUCACAAUUCUCAGGUAAAUGGAGGGUUUACAUUUUGAGACGACAAAUCAAGCUCGAUUCGAGAGCACAGGAGUCCGUUGGAUGGAGGAGGAGGUAUUUUUAGAGCAUAAGGACGCUGCUGAUUGGGUGUACAGAGGCGAAGGAGCUGCAAAUCUUGUUCUCGCUUACACCGGAUCCUCUCCCUUCUUUGUGGGGAAAGUAAUGCGGAUACGGAAAGCGGCGAGAAACAAGACGGCGCGCGUGAGGAGUCCGACAGCAUUGAGCACGCACGAACGGCUUCUAUGGAGAGACAUAGACGACAUCGUUUCGUCCCAUAACAAAGAGAUUGCUGCCCAACUCUAUGUGCAGCGCGUCAUGAGCCCGCUCCUGGGUCCCAAACAUGUUGAUGCUGGGAUGCGUGUCCAUGUGUCCAGGGAAUUUCUUGAGUCGGCUGAGAAGAAUGUUAUUUAUCAGCGCCCUGCUUGGCGAGUUGAUGCUGCGAAGGUCGAUAUGCAGUGUGAUUCCACACUUCUCAUAACGGAUCAUUCGCUCUUUGGUGGUCUCAAAGGUGAACCCUGCAUAUCUGUUGAGAUAAAGCCAAAAUGUGGAUUUCUUCCUUUUUCAAAAUUCAUAUCUGAAGGAAAUGCCAUUAAACGGAGCAUAAGUAGAUUCAGAAUGCACCAAACCCUGAAGUUGCGUCAAGGAGAGGUAUCAAAAUUGAGUAAAUACAAUCCCCUCGAUCUAUUCUCUAAGUCCAAGGACAGAAUACAUAAAGCUAUCAGUGAUCUCUUUACCACUCCUCAGAAUAAUUUUCGGGUAUUCUUGAAUGGUUCUCUCAUAUUUGGGGGCUUGGGUGGUGGUGCGGACAGUACUAAUUUUGUGAUUAGUGAAGCAUUUGAAGAUGCACUCAAGUCUGUCAUUAGGGCAGACAAUGGCCUGCGCACAAGGAAUUUUCUACAGCUUGUUUCAGAGACAGUUUAUAAAUCUGGAGUACUGGAUCGGCUUCUUGAGGUCCAGAAGCUUGAUAAUCUUGACAUAGAAGGAGCAGUUCAUGCAUAUUAUGACAUUAUUUCUGAGUCUUGCCCAGUAUGUAGGGAACUGGGUGGAGACGAAGUGUCACACAUAUAUACCUCUUUGCACUCCAUUUCUUUGGAUGAAAGACUGAAGAUUGUAAAGGACUUCUUGACAGCUGCAACUGCAAAGGACUGUAGUCUGAUGGUUAGUUUUAGACCAAGGGAAGACAAGGGUUCAGGAUCUUCAUAUAAUAAAGUAUACCUAGAGUCAGCCAACCAAAAUUUUGAAUACAAGGUAUCCUUCAUUGACCUGGAUUUGAAACCUUUGAAGAAGAUGGAAAAAUAUUAUGAGUUGGACAAGAAGAUAGUGAACUGCUACACUCAGAUGCUGGAAACAGACCAAGAAGUAGAUGAAGCCACAAGCAUGGAGGCUUAUACUACUAUCAAAGAUUCAAUAUAAUGCCCUGGAGGAUUAUUCUCUUUCUGAAGGUUGUAUUGCUGCUUGGCUUAGCUAAGUCAAUUAUUGAGAAUCAAGGGCAUCUUUGUGAUUCUCAUUCACUGCUCGUUGGUUGGCCCACGUCUUUCCCAUAAACAAAGGGGUGUUCAAUUUAUAGGUGUUUGAAGGAGGAGUCUUCGUUGCUUUUCUCGAUGUGGGACAAACAUGUUUUUAACAAAGCAUCUUAACCUCUCUCCAGUGCAAUUCCACCCUCUCCAGAAGCUUACCCAAAGCAUAGGAAUUCUCCAAGACUUGAUGAAACAACAUUACUGGGAAUUAUAUUUGCUUAUUAUUUGCUGGAGUUUGACUCAACUCAAGCCCAACAGCACCGGAUUAGAACAUCGGUGUCUCUUUGGGAGGUUCCAACGUUAUCACAUCAGCAGAAUCUUUAUUUCUUGGUUGUUUGCUUAAAUGAUGGGGAUGAAAGUACCAAGGAAAUGAGGUCAAAAGUGAAGAAAUUUGAGGUGGGUUUUUGGAGAAAUGAAACAGAGGAAGAAAGAGAGGAACAAGAACAAGGAGAAUAGCUCUUCACAGAAAGUGCAUUCGUUGAACACAAGUUCACAAGGAUAAGAAUAUAUAUAUAUAUAGGAGCGGAGGGAGGGGGGUUGAGGAGGUCAAAUGCUCCCCUCAGCCCCCAAAAUUUUCUUUGCCCCCUAUAGAAGUUUACCUACUCCCCUUGUUGCCCACCCUCAAUCAGUUAACGGGGGACAAAAUUUUCACAGUACUGGGAUUCAGUACGUGACAUUUCAAAAUUUUACUUUCUCGAUUCA
Corylus avellana is the source of this 2463-nucleotide messenger RNA. RefSeq names its product inositol-pentakisphosphate 2-kinase. Gene Ontology annotation, molecular function: ATP binding; inositol-1,3,4,5,6-pentakisphosphate 2-kinase activity. Gene Ontology annotation, cellular component: nucleus. The record is from RefSeq and is a predicted model, not a curated record. NCBI's taxonomy places the organism in Eukaryota, Viridiplantae, Streptophyta, Magnoliopsida, Fagales, Betulaceae. Gene Ontology annotation, biological process: inositol phosphate biosynthetic process.